GGGGCCGCGCGCGCUGAGGAGCCCGAGCCGCCGCGGGAAGCGCCCUGACCGCCGCGCCCUCGCCCGCCCGGCCCGCCCGCCGCGCGUCCUCACGGCCCAGGUGCGGAGCUGCUCCGGCUCGGCCCGCGGGGGAGCCCCGGGAGCCGCACGUGUCCCGGGUCAUGAAACUGAAUCCACAACAGGCUCCAUUAUAUGGCGACUGUGUUGUCACCGUCCUGCUGGCUGAGGAGGACAGAGUGGAAGAGGAUGUUGUGUUUUACUUAGUGUUUUCGGGUUCUGCCCUCCAUCACUGUGCGAGCACUCGGAAGGUCAGCUCUGACACGUUGGAGACCAUCACUCCUGGACAUGACUGCUGUGAGACCGUGAAGGUGCUGCUGUGCGCCUCCAGAGGCGGCCUGCCCGUGUCUGUGGUAGCUGAAGAAGACUUCCGCUUCAUCAAGGAUGAGGCGUACGACGCAGCCCAGUUCCUGGCGACCAGCGCCGGCAACCAGCAGGCUCUAAACUUCACCCGCUUCCUGGACUGGUCAGGGCCGCCAGCUGGGGACGUGAAUUCCCUGGAUGAGAAGGUUGCUCUGGCGUUCAGGCACCUGAAGCUGCCAGCCGAGUGGAAUGUGCUGGGGACUGAUGCGGCUUUGCACGAUGCCGGCCCCCGCGAGACCUUGAUGCAUUUUGCUGUGCGCCGGGGACUGCUGAGGUUGACGUGGUUCCUGUUACAGAAGCCGGGUGGUCGCGGAGCUCUCAGCAUCCACAACCAGGAAGGGGCGACGCCUGUGAGCCUGGCUCUGGAGCGAGGCCACCACAAGCUGCACCAGCUGCUCACCCAGGAGGAUGCUGGAGAGCCCGACUCCUGGAGCAGUCUGUCCUACGAGAUCCCUUACGGAGAGUGCUCCGUGAGGCACCACCGGGGGCUGGGCGUUUACACGCUGACCUCCGGGGCUGAGGCGCGGCAGGAGCCCCCGGCUGCUGAGGAGAGCUGCACGGGACAGAUCUUUAAACUGAUGAACAUCCAACAGCAGCUAAUGAAAUCAAACCUCGGGCAAAUGGACAACCUCUUGCCCUUGAUGGUGACAGCGCAGGACCCCUGCAGUGCGCCCAGCACCCCAGAGACAGAUGGUUGCUUCCUUCCGGGUGCACCGCAGCCCUGGGGCAGCCAACAGCUUCCUCUUGGCCUGCCCCAGCGGGCUGCACACUGCCAAGGAGGCCCUGCUGGACAGAGUGACCGUGCCCGUGCCCCACCGAGCAUGGCUGUGGGAGAGAACCCAGACCAGCCCUGCAGCUGGGAGGCAGGCGUGGCCACAAAAGGGGAAGAGGCGGAGCCAGCGUGCGCAUGGGACUCCAGAGCUGUGCCUGGGCAGGACAGCUGCGUUGCCUGUGAGCCUCGCUGUGCGGUGGAGGGCACCGAGGGCUCCCCGAGCUCUGGAGACAGUCAGGGACAGCAUGGAAGAGAGCCUGGAGCCCUGAAGAGUGGGGGCGUGGUCAUGGAGCCAGGCCCACCCUGGUGUCCCCCUGGAGGCGUGCUGGCAGCCGGGGUGGCCGCAGGUGCAGCCCAGCAGGAACUGGAGGCCGUGGCUGCUCCCACGCAGGAACAGGUUCCCCGGGGAAGGGAGAAGGAUGCAGCGGAGGGAUUGGGGACCUCAGAUGCUGGCGCGGUUGGAGCUGCUGCUCUGGGAGGUGGCAGGCCUGCGGCUUCUGCACGUGAAGUCAGCCAUGGGGGAAGUUCUGUGGAGAAGGCAGCAGAAGCGGAAGCUCCAGGGAGAAGACCCGUGCAGAACGCUGAUGUCCCAGUGGGUCAUGGCUGCCUGGUCCCUGCGGGUGCUCUGGAUGACAGGAUUCCAGGAGGAAUAGAACCUGGCAUCGCCCCGACAGCAGGCCUGGGUGAGGCCGCGCCCUGCUUGGAUGUAGGUGCCCCGCGGGCCCAGCAAUCAGAAGUGAAUUCCUGCACUGGAGGGGGUUUGCAGGGCGCUGCCUGUGCCGGUGCGCAGGGCACAGUGCCUCCUAGUGGCCAGUCUGGGGCACAGCACCCCAGGGACGAAGGCCCGCCCAGCAUGCCAGGUGCUUCCGCUGCUGUGGGCAGUGCGGACCCACAGGCUUGCCCUGUGCCCUCCCGGCCUGCGGGGGAGACGCACGAGCCGGAGGAUGACUAUCCUCUUGGAGUUUUGGAUGAAGUGGGCCAGAGGAAAGAGUUGAAGCGAGAUACACUUUCAGGAAAUACGCUUGAGGUUGUCUCACCUCCACACGAUGUUGUCCCUGAAACUGCAGAAGCAGUGGUGCCAGGCCAGGCGGUGACAUCAGACAGCACUGUCUCUCUGGCAGGCGGUCCCAGCAGUGAAUCAGGAACCAGAGAUGACGCGCUUUGUCCUGUCCCCUCCCACGGAGAAAAGGGGGCGGCGGCUCCUCGCCUGCACGCAGCCGCAGACGGCCGGGAGCGCCAGGACGGGGAGCCCGGGGAGCCUGGAGAGAAGGGGCCGUCCGCCUCGGGCACUGCUGCCGACCUAGAGCCCGGCAUGGGGAACACCAGCCCCGCAGGACUUGGUGGGGAGCCAGAGGGGCCUGGUCCGUCAGCACACCCUGAGGCAGUGAACGCCGAGGGUGGCCCCGAAGCUGCCCCGCAGAGCGUGGGCCCUGCUGCUUGGGCUGCUGCUUCAGCUGCAGCUGUGGAGGGGAAAAGUUCGGUGGCUCCGGAGAGCCCCGUGGCUCCGGGACAAGGUGAUAGGGAGGAGGCAGCGACUGGACCUUCCACGGAGGAGGCAGCGACUGGACCUUCCACGGAGGAAGGCACACUUCCCUCAGGGGUGCUGCGAGCUGAGCAGCGCACACUGGCUCCUGGCCUUGAGUUGUGGGCACACUCUGAGAACUCCAGCUCAGCUGCCCGUGGCGAGGACCAGGCGCUGCAGCCCUGCCACUCGCCGGGCACACCCUCUGCCUGGCUGAAGACGAAGAAUGCUCGUGACCCGGAAGGGGCUCCUCGGGGCUCUCUGCUGUCUGAAGGUGGGGCUGCAGGGGGCCUGGGGUUACCAGGAGCAGGCCUGGCAGCAGAGCAGAAGUGCUCCCCUCUGUCGCCACAGGUGCGACGCGAGGGCUCUGAGGCUCUGAGCUGCGAGCUGCCCUUGGUGCGGGGUGUUGGCGUCAAGACCGCUCCCUCCCAGGAGAGCGUGGAUCCCCACGGGGUGAGGAGAAAUGAGCCAGUGGGCGCUGCCGCUGCUGGUGCUCCUCAAGGCCCCUCUGGGCCCGGAAGCAAGGAGUUUUCUCAUGACUCCCUGGAUGUCCCAUUGCCCGAAGUUGUGCUGGGGAUGGAGAAGAGUGUGACCCAGGGCCUGCCGGAGCCAGUGCUGGGCGGCGUUCUGAUGGACGUGCCGGGGGCUGCGUCCCCAGACAUGCCCCCUGCUGACUGCCGGGAAGGGUGGCUGGAGGGUGCAGACCACAGCUGUGCCGGGUGCGGCACCACCGAGACCACAAUGGAUGGCAAAGCCCAGCGGCCUGUCCUCCAGGCGCGGCCCCCAGAGGACGAGGCCCCAGCUGGUGGGCUGCACCUCUACUCCAAGGAACCCACUCGAUCGAGGCAGCUGCCAGCCACAUCGUGGAGGCGGUCAUGGAAUGGGUCAGGGCCUCGGGAGCCCUGA
Molecule: messenger RNA, 3620 nt
Organism: Ochotona princeps (American pika)
Lineage: Eukaryota; Metazoa; Chordata; Mammalia; Lagomorpha; Ochotonidae
Product: A-kinase anchor protein 13-like
Exons: 8
Coding region: 162-3620 (1152 amino acids)
Biological process (GO): regulation of Rho protein signal transduction; adrenergic receptor signaling pathway; positive regulation of canonical NF-kappaB signal transduction
Cellular component (GO): membrane; actin cytoskeleton
Molecular function (GO): MAP kinase scaffold activity
Source: RefSeq, a predicted model, not a curated record